This is a messenger RNA of Phytophthora nicotianae INRA-310, 556 nucleotides long. RefSeq lists its product as hypothetical. NCBI's taxonomy places the organism in Eukaryota, Oomycota, Peronosporomycetes, Peronosporales, Peronosporaceae. The record is from RefSeq and is a predicted model, not a curated record. Bases 56 to 340 code for a protein of 94 amino acids. The transcript has a single exon.
AAAGGCUUACCCGGGCAAGAGAAAUAAGAAAUUUGCUACACUCAUUGAAUCGCUCAUGAAUGUCCCCAAUUUGGGGAUAAUCGCCGGAAACAUGCAGGCUCAUCACUUUCGGAAAUGGCUGGACUUUCCGUUUAAUCCCAAACGUAUAGCAAGUCUGUUGGUGGGUUCCAUUCCUACCAGUGAUAUGCGCUUGCCAGAGACUGAUCUCAGAUACAAGACUUGGGAGGACUACUACACCUUUACUACACAGAGCAAAACCUAUGACGAGUUUGUGCUGAAGAGAGUGAAGACAUAUUUUGGCAACGGAAGCCGUUAUGAUACCGUAGUGAUAUUGGUUUGAUGAACAAGCGCACAUCGAGAACCCACUCCAAGCCAAGGUUGUGAAAUACGCGCAGCCAUCGCUCUGGCUCUUGACAAAAAUCUGUAAUGGGCGAUGAUCUUCUCACAUGGGGCCACCACAAAUAACAAGCUAUGAAAUAACUAUUUUGAGCGAACGCCACUGCUGUAGCCAGAUACUGACAUUUCUUUAUGCAAAAUUCAAUCGGUUAAAUUCGCA